UUCACACUGCUUCUCCAUCUCCAUCUCAGAUUCUCAGUUGACAACCACCCAGCUUUCCAGAUAAUAGGGAGGAAGAAGAGAAUAAUGGCUCAUCAGGAUGAAGGAUGGCCUUUGGGAUUGCGCCCACUGAAUGCAAGAGUUGGGUUGAUCAGAAGCCGGGAUUUCUCUGCUGGGUCGGUUUCAUUCAGCACUUUGGUCAGUGGCUCUCCAACCUCUUCCAUUGCCGCUUCUUCUUCUUCUUCCUCAGAUCUUGAUACAGAGUCAACUGGGUCUUUCUUCCAUGACAAGAGCAUCACUCUAGGGAGCCUCCUUGGUGUUUCUGGCAUUAUAGGCCUCUCACGAAGAUCAACGAGGAGAAGGGCAGUUGAAACCUCCAAAGGCAAAAAGAACCACAAAUCCAAACCUUGGUUGUUUUCACUCUGCUCCAAGCUAACCAGCGACUCUGUGAAUGAGAGUAAUAACACUCCAUCCUUAGGUCACUUUCUUGAAGUAGAAAGGAGAGCAAGUAAUAACAACAUUAACAGAAGAAAUCACGGUGGACCGAUUGAAUACGGGACUGACAAUUUCUCACUGGCUGUGCCGGUUUCAGACCCCAACAGGCUAUUCGUAGACGGCCUAGUAGCAGCUGGUCAGCCAAGUUCUUCAGAGAGAGCGGAUGGUGGAGCAAGAUCCAACAAAGAGCUAUUAGAAUAUGGCAAUGGAUUUGGAACUCCAUUAGUGUCAUCAUGUUUGGACAACUCGUGAAAUGAUGGACCCCUCAUUGGAAUUUAUAUUUAGUAAGCUCUGGAUUUAUUGUUCAUAAUAUUAAAAAUUCAGCUUGCAAAUUGUUUCAAGAGAGGAGUGUCAGGCUAUUGGUAUGUAACUCAUUAAUGGAGCCUAAGGGAAGUAGGUUUCUUAUACAACUUUGCCUUUGGAGUUUUAA
Messenger RNA from Prunus dulcis (almond), 922 nucleotides. RefSeq lists its product as uncharacterized. NCBI's taxonomy places the organism in Eukaryota, Viridiplantae, Streptophyta, Magnoliopsida, Rosales, Rosaceae. The transcript has 4 exons. The record is from RefSeq and is a predicted model, not a curated record. Bases 85 to 744 code for a protein of 219 amino acids.